AUGAGCCUUGAGAUGCUUUCACAGCGACGUGCCUUCAUCUUCUUCGUACCUCAAACAUGCAAGCAGACACCAGACAAAGCUCCUGACAUCCACCCAUCCUCCAUUCCUCCUUCUCAUCAUCACUUCUUUCCCGCACUUUAUUCUGUCUCCUCCUCCUCAGCUUUAUCCCACUUCUCCCCUCUGCUCCCUCCAUCCCUGCACAGCCUCUUAAGGUUUCUCCUGCUCCUUUUGGGCUCCCUGUGUUUUCUACCCAGCCCAGCUCAUGCAGCUUGGUUUCGGAUCGGGGUGGUGGGACCGUGGGGGUGUGACCCUCUCUUUGCCAAAGCCCUCCCCAGUGUGGCAGCACAGCUCGCUGUCAACCGCAUCAACAAAGACCCAUCGCUGGCCUAUGGAGCAACGUUCGACUAUUCUGUGCUGCAGGAGCCGUGUGAGACAUCAAGGGCGCUGGAGGCGUUCAUUGGUUUCCAUACCAAGGCCUCAGGAUACAUUGGACCAGCCAAUCCCGGCUACUGUGAUACUGCGUCAAUGCUGAGCAAAGGCUGGAACAAAGCAUUGUUUCCUUGGGGUUGUGUUGGCUAUGAGCUGGACGACGUUCGGAGCCACCCGACCUUUGCUCGCUCCAUGUCGAGGCCCACCUGGGUGCUGCUCAACGUCAUAAACUACUUCAGAUGGGCCUACAUCGGCAUCAUCUCUUCCUCAGAGGAUAUCUGGGUGGAGACGGCCACCAAGGUAGCUGACUCCUUGAGGAGCCAUGGUCUCCCAGUCAGACUUGUCAGUUUUAUGGAGAACACACCUCAUGGCAUCAGGCGAACUCUAACCAAGCUCCGCAAGAUGAGAGAAAUACGAGUUGUGAUCCUCUGCAUGCACUCGGCUCUGAUUGGCGGUGGAGCCCAGAAGCAGCUCUUGGAGACGGCCUACGACAUGCAGCUGAUCGAUGGCUCCCUGGUCUUUGUGCCCUAUGACACUUUGCUCUACAGCCUGCCGUAUCGCAACGUCACCUACCCAGCUCUAAAGAGGAACAGCAAACUGCUGCGGGCCUACGACGCCGUCCUGACCGUCACCAUCAACUCACCUCAGGUGUCCUUCUUUGAGGCUUACAGCGAGGCCAUGGAGAGAGGGGAGGUGGCCAAGACGCUGAAGCCUCAUCAGGUUUCUCCACUUUUUGGCACCAUCUACAGCUCCGUCCUCAUCAUGGCUCAUGCAGUGCAUCGUGUUCAGCAGGCUGGGGUGUGGAUGUCUGGGGGAAACUUGGCAAGACACACCCGCAACCUGGACUUCCAGGGCUUCAGCCAUCCCGUCAAAAUCAACGACUCUGGAGCUGCUCUGCUGGAAUACCUCAUACUGGACACAGACGGACUCUCCUGGGAGCUGAUGCCAACAUACAGCAUUGACAUGGAGGCCGGCAUGGUGCGUUUCCUGGGUCGAGAAAUCCACUUCCCUCAUGGCUACAGACCCAGGAAGGACUCCUCAUGCUGGUUUACUCCUGGAGUCAUUUGCUCAGGGGGUGUGGAUCUAUUCUCGACCAUCAGCAUGUUCUUCGGAGCCAUGUCAACUUCUGUUUUUGCAAUGGCGUUUAUUUACUGCAUCAGGCGACGCAUCAAUCAAAUUCGACUGGUUAAGGGCCCAAACAGGAUCUUGCUGACUCUGGCUGAUGUCACAUUCAUCAACCCGUCGCUUAGCAACAAGAAGCUGAGUCUGGAUGACAGCCGGGCGAGCGGCAUGAGGAGCGUAUCAGACAUCACGUCGCCAGUCUCAACUCAAUCUCCAGCCACCUACGAGAACUCCAACGUUGUCAUUUUUGAGGGUGACUGGGCGUGGCUGAAGAGACUUCCUGAUGGGACGUUUAGCAGCAUCAACCCCAAAACAAGCCUUGUGUUUGAACUGAUGAAGGACAUGCGUCAUGAGAACAUUAACCCUUUCUUGGGCUUCUUCCACGACUGCGGCGUGUUCGCCAUCGUGACCGAGUUCUGCUCCAGAGGAAGUUUGGAGGACCUGCUCCUGAAUGACGACGUCAAACUCGACUGGAUGUUUAAGUCGUCUCUGCUACUGGAUUUAAUAAAGGGUAUGAAGUACCUCCACCACCGCGGAGUGUCCCACACUCGUCUCAAGUCCCGUAACUGUGUGGUGGACGGGCGUUUUGUCCUGAAGGUCACGGACUAUGGCUACAACGAGGUUCUGGAGGCACAGAGGUUCCCUUACAUGGAGCCACCUGCGGACGAGUUGCUGUGGACGGCUCCAGAGAUCCUGAGGAGCAGGAAGCCUGAGCUUCACGGGAGUCUAGCUGGAGACGUGUAUAGCUUCGCCAUCAUCAUGCAAGAGGUGGUGGUCAGAGGGCCUCCGUUCUGCAUGCUGGACUUGUCCGCCACAGACAUAAUAGAGAAGCUGUGUAAGCCUCCUCCUCUGUGUCGACCGGUGGUCAGUCCAGACUGCGCUCCUUUAGAGUGCAUCCAGCUGAUGAAACAGUGCUGGAACGAACAGCCAGAGAAGAGACCGACCUUUGAUGAGAUCUUCGACCAGUUUAAAAACAUUAACAAGGGGAAGAAGACUAACAUCAUAGACUCCAUGCUGAGGAUGCUGGAGCAGUACUCGUCUAACCUGGAGGAGCUGAUCAGGGAGCGAACGGAGGAGCUGGAGAUUGAGAAACAGAAAACGGAGAAGCUGCUCACACAGAUGCUUCCUCCAUCUGUGGCCGAGGCUUUAAAGGUCGGCGGUACAGUCGAACCUGAGUACUUUGACAAAGUGUCGCUUUACUUCAGCGACAUCGUCGGCUUUACUACCAUCUCAGCCAACAGCGAACCCAUCGAGGUGGUCGACCUGCUCAACAACCUCUACACGAUCUUUGACGCCAUCAUUGGAAACCAUGAUGUCUACAAGGUGGAGACUAUUGGUGAUGCUUAUAUGGUGGCGUCAGGUGUUCCUGUCCCUAACGGCAACCGCCAUGCUGCAGAGAUAGCCAACAUGGCCCUCGACAUCCUGAGCGCUGUGGGAACCUUUAAAAUGAGACAUAUGCCAGACGUUCCUGUCAGGAUACGUAUAGGACUGCACACAGGUCCAUGUGUAGCAGGUGUGGUAGGUCUCACCAUGCCUCGUUACUGUCUGUUUGGAGACACAGUGACCACCGCCUCUCGUAUGGAGUCCAGCGGGCUGCCCUACAGGAUCCACGUCCACCAGAGUACAGUAAAGGUCCUGCGGGAACUAAAUCUCGGCUACAAGCUUGAGUUGAGGAGUAGGACAGAAGUGAAGGGGAAACCUGUAGAGGAGACCUACUGGCUUGUCGGGAAAGAGGGAUUUAACAAACCUCUUCCUGUUCCUCCAGAGGUCAAGUCAGGCAUCGCAACAGGUGAGUCAAAGGACGUGAAGCGUGCGUUUCACAAGGCGGUGAAGAAAAUCUCUCAUGUCCGUGUCGCGACUCAGGUCAGCACGCCAGAUGAUGAAGACAACGUCAUGAUGUCCCACCACUGA
Molecule: messenger RNA, 3462 nt
Organism: Plectropomus leopardus (leopard coralgrouper)
Lineage: Eukaryota; Metazoa; Chordata; Actinopteri; Perciformes; Serranidae
Source: RefSeq, a predicted model, not a curated record